Molecule: messenger RNA, 1164 nt
Organism: Aegilops tauschii subsp. strangulata
Lineage: Eukaryota; Viridiplantae; Streptophyta; Magnoliopsida; Poales; Poaceae
Source: RefSeq, a predicted model, not a curated record
AUGGGGGCAUGUAGGACGGCUUCUACGUGUUCACCGGACGAGGCUCAAGGCAUGCAUGUGUUCGAUAUCUUGGGCUACAGCAAGCACAUGGGCAUGGGCAAAGACCCCGAUAGCUUCAUAAGAUCCAGGAUUUUCACUGUCGGCGGCCACGACUGGGCCAUCCGCUUCUACCCUGAUGGAUACGGUAAAUCAUCUUCAGUGCAUAAAACGGGACCCAGGAUUUUCAAUUCCGGUGAUGCUACUAAGUUUGCUCCACCUCAUUCUUCUUUCAAAAAGCGAAACGAGAUCGAGGGAUCAACUUACCUCAGGGAUGAUCGCCUGACGAUAGAAUGCAUCGUCACUGUUAUAAAAAAGCCACAUGUUGCCGCUACCAAGCCAUUGCCCAAGAUCGACAUGCCACCAUCUGACAUGACUGCACAUGUUGGCAGGCUGCUGGAAGAAAAGGAGGGAUUUGAUGUUAGUUUCAUUGUUGGGGAAGAGACCAUUGACGCGCAUAGGUUCGUUCUCGCUAUGCGGUCGCCUGUUCUGAAAGCAGAGCUCUACGGGCCGAUGAGGGAGGCGAGGCCUGGGCAGUGCAUAACCAUCAAGGACAUGCAACCUGCCGUUUUCAAGGCCCUGCUCCAUUUCAUCUAUACCGACUCUUUGCCGGGAGACAUGGAUCUUGAGGGAGAUGAGGAUACUGACAUGGUCCGGCUUUUGCUAGUGGCUGCAGAUAGAUAUGCCAUGGAGAGGCUCAAGCUGGUUUGCCAAAGCAUCCUUUGUGACGAUCUGAAUGCAGACACCGUGGCAACCACACUGGCUUUAGCUGACCAACAUAACUGCCACAAGCUUAAGGAUGCUUGCCUUGAAUUUAUGGAAAUGUCAGAUGACAUGGAUGCUGUGGUGGCAACCCAAGGCUUCAAGGAUGUCAAGGCGACUUGCCCAUCUCUCAUAGUGGACGCAUUGGAGAAGAGAAGAAAGUUUCGUAAAGCAUGAGCAGCUACAUAGGUAGAAUUGCCAAAUCAUAUAAACUGCUUGUCGGUAUUUGAUAAAUUUCUUGUACCCACUUGCCGUAGUGAUGGUAAGCUCAAUGCUAGAUGGAUCUCUGAAUAGUUAGGUUGAUUUUCAAGUCAUAUGGAUGAUAUGAAUGUUCUCGUAGAUGAACCCAGAUUUGUAUUCAUCAUA